ACUUGGUACAAAGUCAAUAAGGUCAAAAUACAGGUCAUUUUCUAAGGCGGGCAACUUUCACCUCACCUCUCCCCGACACCAUACAACGCCUAUUUAGUUAAUCUAGCCGUUGUCGUUGUCGUGUCCUGACCGCCAAAAUGUCUUUCGGAGGCCAGACCCCCACUAUCAUCGUCCUGAAAGAAGGAACCGAUACUUCGCAAGGAAAAGGUCAGAUCAUAUCGAAUAUAAAUGCCUGCUUAGCUGUUCAAGCAACCAUCAAGUCGACCUUAGGACCUUACGGCGGUGAUUUGUUAAUGGUGGAUGAGAAUGGAAAACAGACUAUUACCAACGAUGGCGCGACAGUAAUGAAGCUACUCGAUAUCGUACACCCCGCCGCCCGAAUCCUCGUCGAUAUUGCAAGAUCACAAGAUGCUGAAGUUGGAGAUGGAACAACAUCUGUCGUCGUUCUGGCCGGAGAGAUACUGAAGGAGGUCCGGGAACAUGUCGAGCAAGGUGUCAGCUCUCAAAUAAUCGUCAAGGGCCUGCGGAAAGCUUCAACUAUGGCGGUAAACAAGAUCAAAGAAAUCGCCGUCAGAACAGACGAGUCCAACAAACGGGAAACGCUAGUCAAGCUAGCCGGCACAGCCAUGACAAGCAAGUUGAUCAAGAAAGAUACCACUUUCUUCACCAAGAUGGUUGUGGAUGCCGUCCUAUCGUUGGAUCAAGAAGACUUAAACGAGAAGCUUAUCGGUAUCAAGAAGAUUCCCGGUGGUUCUCUCACCGACUCCCUAUUCGUCAACGGCGUAGCCUUCAAGAAAACAUUCUCGUAUGCCGGUUUCGAGCAACAACCCAAGUCCUUUACGAAGCCUAAGAUCGUCUGUCUAAACGUCGAGCUGGAGUUGAAGGCCGAGAAAGAUAACGCCGAAGUUCGAGUGGAGCAAGUCUCCGAAUAUCAGGCAAUUGUCGAUGCCGAGUGGCAGAUAAUCUACAAGAAGCUCGAAGCUGCUUACCAAACAGGCGCCAAGGUAGUACUUUCGAAGCUACCCAUUGGAGAUCUAGCAACCCAAUUCUUCGCCGACCGCGACGUGUUCUGUGCUGGCCGUGUCUCUGCUGACGAUAUGGAACGGGUCGUUCAAGCUACUGGCGCCACUAUACAAUCUACUUGUUCCGAUAUCCAGCCUCAUCACCUCGGCACCUGCGGCUCUUUUGAGGAGCGCCAGAUCGGUGGCGAGCGAUUCAACUUCUUCGAAGACUGCCCCGAGGCCAAGACAUGUACGCUAGUACUCCGUGGUGGUGCCGAGCAGUUCAUCGCAGAAGUUGAGCGAUCUCUACACGACGCGAUCAUGAUCGUCAAGCGCGCCAUCAAGAACCACAUGAUUGUAGGAGGCGGUGGUGCUUGUGAGAUGGAGAUCUCAGCAUACCUACACCUCUUUGCCGAUAAGGACGUCCGACACAAGCAGCAAGGAGUCAUCAAGUCCUUCGCCAAGGCCCUUGAGGUCAUCCCCCGCCAGCUAUGCGAUAACGCAGGUUUCGACGCUACCGACAUCCUAAAUAGACUUCGUGUCGAGCAUCGAAGAGGCCGCGUCUGGGCUGGUGUCGACUUUGCUAACGAGGGCGUCGCCGAUAUGAUGGAACGGUUCGUCUGGGAACCUGCCUUAGUCAAGAUCAACGCUCUACAGGCGGCUACCGAGGCCAGCUGCUUGAUCCUAGGCGUCGAUGAGACGAUCCGCAACGAAGAGAGUGCGGCGCCGCAGGCGCCCGGCCAGCCGCUACCUCCAGGAGCAGCUCAGAGGGCAUUAAGGGGACGAGGAAGAGGUAUGCCAAGAAGGUAAAUAUGAGCAGGCUAUUAGGGGCUACGUUGCAUCAAAGAGGGCGCACGGUAAUGUACCUAUGAUACCUAAAAGGCUACGCACGGUUCUUACAUGUCGGGUAUAAUUGCAAAGUAUAGAUGACAUGAAAAGAAAAUUUGAACUGAUGAAUCUUGAACGUUUACUAGGUGGUGUGUCAGCAUAAUUAGGCGUAUUAUCAUGCAGGACUCGCAACCUAGUGCUACAGUAUGUAAGCUAGAGAUGAAAGGGGGACUUACCCCUAUUUUUUACCCAAGC
Messenger RNA from Annulohypoxylon maeteangense, 2084 nucleotides. Its product is annotated as chaperonin Cpn60/TCP-1 family. Gene Ontology annotation, biological process: protein folding. Gene Ontology annotation, cellular component: chaperonin-containing T-complex. Gene Ontology annotation, molecular function: ATP binding; ATP hydrolysis activity; ATP-dependent protein folding chaperone. The record is from RefSeq and is a predicted model, not a curated record. Lineage: Eukaryota; Fungi; Ascomycota; Sordariomycetes; Xylariales; Hypoxylaceae. The transcript has 4 exons. The coding region runs from base 138 to 1811 and encodes 557 amino acids.